CCGAAGUAAACAGACGUGAAAGGGAAAGCGGAGAGGCUCGUAGUGUCAGUCAAGCUCUGUCCCGCACGCAUACCCUGUGUCUUACUGGUUGUUUAUCUGAAAUAAUGUAAAGAACUCUGUGGUAAUUACGUGCGAAAGGUCUUUGAGAAGGUAGACGAGUGCUUCGAGUUCAAUUUUGACGCAUCCUUUCGUGGAAAUACGUGUUCAGUCGCCUGCAAGAACGAUUGAUAAUCUGGGAAAAAAGGUCUCCGAAGAGAGAAGUCAAAGGAGAUAUAUAUUCCGGACAAAGCAGAGCGAAGUUUGUGCACUUUUCAAACGUGGAUUUCGCUUUGCCUUCUGAUUCCGCAAGCCCGGGUCCUCGGCCUCCCAGUCUGCCCUUUUGGUGUCCGGUAAUUUUUCAAGAUUACGGUCAAAAUGAAUGGACUGAGCACAGAGGAAGACUCGGGUUCACAACAUGACCAGGUGUGUUGCUUGGUUGAUGCAGGCGAGCGAUGCACCCAGUUAGCGGGGAAUGCUGCGUACAACAAACGAAUACAGAAAACUGUGGCUCAGAGGAAGCUGAGGUUACAUAUGGACUCUGCGUCAAGUCAUAACUACAUAUGCGAGUACCACAAAGGCGUCAUUCAGAGUGUCCGGGUGAAACGAAAAAGACGAGACUCCGAGGAUGACUCCGGGGAGUUUGAUGGGGAUCACCCAGAAGUGGAGCUUUACAACUUGCAGGUUAACACAUUGAGAAGAUAUAAAAGACAUUACAAAAUUCCUACAAGACCGGGACUCAAUAAGGCACAGUUAGUUGAUAUCCUAAUGAAGCAUUUUAGAACGGUCCCAGUAGCAGAAAAAGAUUGCCUCACCUACUUCAUCUACAUGAUUAAGACCAAUCGAUCAAAAUUUGACCAGAGGAAUGGGUCCAGUAUCGACAUGUGACCUCAGGCUUCAAAGGAUCUUCUCUAAAUGUUUAUGCUUUAUACUCAUUGAAUGCAGACUUCAGUGUUUUGUGAGUGGGUGUGUUUGUGGGUGUGAUAAUGAGUUCGUGUUGAUAGUUGUUGAAGCAUUUUAUGUGAAGUUCUCCAAUACCUUUACAAAUAACAUUAUAUGAUGAUGGCUAGAAGCAACAUUUAUUAUAGGCAUGAAAGUACAGCUGUUUGUUGUUGAUUGAAUGGAUUUCAAAAUGGCCAAUGAAUGCAUUUGUUUAUUUUCUUGUGACUUAAUCACUCAUUGAGAGGAAUAAUUAAGGUGAAAUUCCAUGUAGUAAGAUUACCGGUUCAAGGAUUUGAUUACCAAGUCUCUAUUAGAGUGAGAAUUUUGUAAUUGAAACAUUGAUUGGUUUAUUUAACCCUAUGGAAUUUAGUCCCUCUUCUACCUCUUUUAAUAGUGAUAAUUGCUUGUUUUCAUUUUACUUGCAUAAGCAGUAAUUAUGUUUAUAUACUGUGCAUUCCUUUGCAAGUGUUUUUAUCCUCUUCAUAAACUUCUACUGCAUGAAUUUGCCCUUUCAUUUUGUGAUUUGAAGAUACCAAAUACCGACUGACUGAACAAAAAUGACAACUUUCAGACAUUUUUAGUAAUUCUAAGGUAUUGUAAACUUUCUGAAACUUGGUUACCAUUUCAUGUGCUACAAGUUGCUUUAAAUGUCAAAGCUUGUAAGAGGAUUUAGAAAAUUGAAUUUCUGCAUUUCUCUUGCUGUUGCUGAUUAUCUUUACUUGCAUAUGCUUGUAAUGUGUUUCAAUAUGGUGUGAAUGCAGAAUGCUGAAUCAGUUAGAGUGAAACUCUUUCACUGGAUAGAUUGUGAAACAAGAGUUCAGCUUGGGAUCAGUGACAUUCCAAAAGUAAUUCUACCUUUUUGUACCAAACUGGACACUGCGUUGAUGGAUUCUGCAGUUGUUAAAAGUAGCAGAUUAGAUAUUCAAAUGUAUGAGGGAUAUUCAUACUUGUGAGCUUCUGUAUAUUGGUUUGUAUAUAUUGAUAUAUACAAAACAUAGAGAUCUCUUAUAGAGAUUGUUUUUGUGUAUAAACAUUUUAUGUAAAUAAUGGAAGACUGGAUUUACUGUUGUAAGUAAAAGAUUUAAAGGAAAUCUGUGUGCACAAAAUCUUUUAUAUGAUGCAAUAUAUAUUUUUUUUAUGGCUGUGUGGUUCUCUUUGAAGGCAGAUAGAAUUUAAGGGAGGGAAGAACUAUGUAAAUUAUCUGACUUGUUUCAAGACAAAGUAAAUUUGUUCUAGCUGUUUCCUCAGUAGGUUUGGGGUGGAUGGGAAAUGAAGUUUCAGAAAAUGAAUCUGCAUUUAUUUGUGUUUUAAUAAAUGAAUUUAUAAUGACAGGUCAGACCUAGGUUCUUGAAGGUGGGAGUCAUGAACGUUAUAUGAUUGGAAGAUGUUCUAAAAUGAUUUACAAGCAGUUGCAAAAAAAAAAGAUUCCUUUUCACUUUUCACAUUAUGAAUAAUUAUUUGAACAGUUUGGUUUCUUUUUAAAGCUUUUUUUUUUUUUAUACCAGUUUUCACAAACCGCAUAAUAUACUCUAUAAUUUUCUCCCACCAUUUCCUCACUAAAUAUGCAUUUGAAUCUCAGAAAGAGCUGUGUAAAUACUAUAACUUGUAAAUAACCACUUCCAUUAUUGUCCCAUAAGUAGCUGAAUGUAUAGAAGACCCAGAUGAAUUGUCAGAAUUAACAUCAUCAACCUUGACCAUCCUAGGAAUAUUUUAACAUACAGACUAAGUGUAACCAGUGGAGAUUUAAUGCAGUAUCUGUGUACUAUAUUUUUUGUGUGAAUGUGUUUGUGUUAGAGUAGGUAUUUAUUUUACAGUAUAUAUAUAUAUACCAGAGAUUGUGUUAAUAUACAUUUAAAUAUGAAAA
This is a messenger RNA of Penaeus chinensis, 2842 nucleotides long. It is a transcript of the gene Sap30, whose product is annotated as histone deacetylase complex subunit SAP30 homolog. Gene Ontology annotation, biological process: regulation of DNA-templated transcription. Bases 415 to 924 code for a protein of 169 amino acids. The record is from RefSeq and is a predicted model, not a curated record. Gene Ontology annotation, cellular component: histone deacetylase complex. Gene Ontology annotation, molecular function: transcription coregulator activity; protein binding. NCBI's taxonomy places the organism in Eukaryota, Metazoa, Arthropoda, Malacostraca, Decapoda, Penaeidae. The transcript has 5 exons.